Molecule: messenger RNA, 2030 nt
Organism: Tetrahymena thermophila SB210
Lineage: Eukaryota; Ciliophora; Oligohymenophorea; Hymenostomatida; Tetrahymenidae
Product: tubulin-tyrosine ligase family protein
Exons: 1
Biological process (GO): protein polyglutamylation; microtubule cytoskeleton organization
Cellular component (GO): cilium
Molecular function (GO): tubulin-glutamic acid ligase activity; ATP binding; tubulin binding
Source: RefSeq, a predicted model, not a curated record
UUUAUAUUAAAUUUUUGUAGAUAUUAAUCACAAGCGAUAGAUAUAUUUAAUUAUUUUUUGAAAUGGAAUCAAUUAAUUAUCCACAAAUAUUGAGAAUAAUUGUAUUGCUAAUUUUAGUGCUUUUCUAAAGACUUGUAAAUUGCUAGUCUACUAGUAUUGUUAAAAUAGAGACCAGUGAGGAGCAUUAAAGCUAAAGUAUAGAUUUUGAAAAAUUUAAUAGUUGCUAAAUAUCAUCUACAUGUGAUGAUUUUGAAAGUUGUAAAGCUCAAGUAUCUUAUUGUAGGUAUGUUUAUUGCUAUGAAAGUAAAAAAAAAUUAGUAAAAAACUAAGAUUAAAUGCUAAAUAAACAUGCUAAUUGUGUUGAAUUCUGUAUAAAUAAAUUUUUUACUAGCUCAUUUGGUAAUGAAAUUACAUAAUAUUUUGAAUGUUUAUAUUCGAAAAAUGUUAAAGAUGGAUUCUUUAUUAAUAAUGGUUUUAAAAGCAUGCAUAAUUAUUUUGGCUCUUAUAAACCUAAGAUAUUGAUUGGAGAGUCAGCUAUUGGAGUUUCUUAGUUAAUAGAGGAGUUUUUUAUCAAUAAAUAACUUGAACUUGUUUAUAAAUUUGAUUAGGAUGUUUUUACUAAUAAUUCUAAAGGUGAAAGCUAUAAUAUUUAUCUUAAGUGGGAUAUAGAAGAUCAUAUUAUUGAAACAGAAGAGCAUUGCAAUUUUGUGAAAUACUCCCAAGAGUAAUAAUAAAAAAUGCAUUUUAACUAACUCUAUCAAAUUAGUCACCCAAUAGCAUUUUCUUAGCUUCUUACAAGAAAAGACUGCUUAAAGAAAAUACUUGAUGACUUUGAUUAGUUGCUUUCUUAGUCAUGUAUUGAUUAAGAUGAAGAAAAUAAACUUGAGGUUUCUGAUAAAAAGUGUAUUAUGGCUUUUAGUUCAAAUAACUUUUUAUUAAAAAGCUAUUAUAUAGACACCAAAAAUAGCCACAUUUAGAAGUCUGAUGAUUCCUAAAAAAUUAUUGAUGGAAAUUUAAAGUAAAAUGUAAAAUAUGUCCUUAAACCAGCUAAAAGCAAUUAUGGUUCUGGCUUGAAAUUUGUACGAAAUUUCGAAGAAUUUAGAAAAUAAUUUAUGUCUAUGAUUUAAAAAAAUUAAAAAUUAGUCUAUAAGGAGUAUAUCUUAGAAGAAUUUUUAGAAAAUUAGCUAAUGAUUGAUGAAAAAAGGAAUAUAGAUAUUUCUUUUUAUGUCUCUGUGCUAUCUACAAACCCAUAACUGGUUUAUGCUAAAAAGGGUUACGUUCGAGUUAAUGGAUAUUAAUUUGAUUUAGCGAGUUAAUUAUCAUAAAGUAGCAAUAGUAUAUUUAAUAGUAGGUAUUAUGAAGUAUUAAAAAGUGGCGAAAUGAAGUCUAUGGAAGUUGAAAAUUAUUUUUACACCUUUGAUGAAUUCUUCGAGAUAAUAAAAAAAAAUAAUCAAUUUACACAGUUACAGUUUGAGAGCAUAAUACAAAAAUGCUUAGCAAUUAUAACAUACACAUUUUAAGCAUACAUGCAUUAAGCUUCAUAACAAGAUUCAGAUACUAAUUUAUUAGGGAAUAUAUCUAAAUUUUCCAUUUUAAGAUUUGACUUCUUAUUAAAUAAUAAAAUGAAGCCUUUUUUAAUAGAAGUUGAAGGAAAUCCCCUAAGUGGAGAGUAUACAUAAGCGAACCCUAGUGAUUUGAAUCAGCUUCUUGAAGAUGUGGUUGAGUAUGCUUAUUAAUUAAAUGCAAAUACAAUUCAUCCUAAAGAUUUAAAUAAAACAAUUUAAGAUAGAAAAAAUUUUAUUGCGAAUCAUCCAUUUGAGGACAAAAAUCCUUAAUAUAUUCCUUUAGUUAAUGAUGCAAUAGAUUUUUUAUAUAUUACAGAUGUAUUUGAAUUAUGAAAAUUGUUGAAAUUCAUAAAAUAAAUUAAAAUAAUAAAACUUGCUGGAUUUGAUAUUAUUUGUAUUAAUUUAUCUAUUCUUUUCAACAAAAAUAAUUAUUUUUAGUUAUUUAUUUUCUCUUUUGUUUAGCUU